AUGGCACCCAUCGACAUCGAAAGCAAGGCGCUGGUUGACUUUGACCAGAAGAGCUUGUUCAUCUCUGCCGCUUCUAUCGCCUUCAAUCCUCUGUUCUGGAACAUCGUCGCGCGACAAGAGUACAAUAAUAAGCUCCUCACCAAGCUGUUUGGCGGACGCUCGCAGACUGCUUGUUACGCGCUCGCUGUCACCAUUUUCUCUCUGGGAAUCUUCCGUGACCUCCUCUACGAACGCGCUCUCCGCUUCCAGCCCGCACACCCGUUGCUCGCGUCCGACACUGCGACCUACAUUGGCUAUGCCCUAGUCGCGACCGGCAAUGUGCUCGUUCUCUCCUCGACAUGGCAGCUGGGCAUCACCGGCACUUUCCUUGGUGACUACUUUGGCAUCUUGAUGGACAGCAUCGUGACUGGCUUCCCCUUCAACGUCACCGACGCGCCCAUGUACAACGGCUCCACCCUGAGCUUCCUCGGUGCUGCGCUCAUCUACGGCAAGCCCGCCGGCAUUCUGUUGACCGUGUGGGUCUUCAUCGUCUACAAGAUCGCCCUGAGCUACGAGAACCCCUUCACCGCGGGCAUCUACGCCAAGAGAGACCGCGAGCGUGCCGCCGGAAAGGAGACCAAGAAGAUUCGAUUCCGCCCGUCUACGAUCGUUGUUACCGGGAAUACCAUGAAGCCCACUUGGGUGGACGAAACCCAGCAUGGGAGCAACUCCCGCAGGAACAGCGCGAAUCCCUUCACUGCGGACUACACUAUCGACCAGACCUUGCAUGGUCUAUCGCAUACGGACCGUCGGCGGUCGAGGCGGUUGACGUUAGACAUCGAGGUGCCGCCAGAUUUCGGAAGGACCGACUUCAUCAGACUCGAUACCAUUCCCGCAACUCCAGGGCCAUCGGAAACCACUUUCAGGCUCGAUACGCCGAUUGAGAAGAAAGAAACUGAGCCGCUGGCUCUUCUGGCUGGUCCGACCCUGCCUCUUCCCAAUGAUUCCUACAGAAAAAGCCAAGCGGGGUGGUGGAAUAGACGAUGGAGCGACCUCGUCACUUUUGGUCAGUUUGUUGGGCCAGGGUUCAUGAUUGCCGUCGCAUAUAUCGACCCGGGAAACUACGCAACCGACAUCGCAGCGGGAGCGUCCUACCAUUUUGAUCUGUUGUUCAUCGUGCUCCUGAGUAAUAUCAUCGCCAUCUUUCUCCAAAGCCUCGCCAUUAAACUGGGCACCAUCACGGGCCUCGAUCUAGCCACCGCCUGCCGCGUCUUCCUACCAAAAUGGAUGAAUGUGACUGUUUACGUCUUGGGAGAGAUCGCCAUCAUCGCGACAGACAUGGCUGUUGUGAUCGGCACCGCGACGGCGAUACAUCUACUCAUCCCAAAACUACCGCUGCUGGCGUGUGUGAUCUUAACGAUGCUGGAUGUCGUCUUCAUCGUCGUCUUCUAUCGGCCUGACGGUUCCAUGAGGGGUCUGCGGUUAUUUGAGAUUGCCGUCUGCUUUCUCGUCCUUGGGGUCGUCGUUUGCUUCUGCAUUCAACUAUCUCUCAUCGAGAAUACCACCGUCGGCCAGGUCUUCCGCGGUUACCUCCCUUCCGGCUCGAUCAUCCAAACUCAGGGACUUUACCAAUCCUGCGGCAUUCUAGGAGCGACGGUGAUGCCACACAGUCUACACCUCGGCUCCGGCGUCGUCCAAUCCCGUCUCAAAGACUUCGACAUGAAAGAAGGAAACCUCCAAGAACUACCGCGCACCGACACCAUGACCACCGUCGACAGCGUCCAGAAAGUCUUCUACUUCCCCUCCAUGGCCGCCAUCAAGCACUGCAUGAAGUUCUCCAUCGCCGAGAUCAUCUUCUCGCUCUUCAUCUUCGCCCUCUUCGUCAACUCGGCCAUUCUCGUUGUCGCCGGCGCCGCGCUGUACCAGGGACAGACGAGCCUGGCAUCGGAUAUCUUCGGUAUGCACGACUUGCUCGCGAACAGCAUCUCCUCCGCUGCCGGCAUCAUCUUCGCCUUUGCUUUGUUGCUGUCGGGCGUCUCGGCGGGUCUGGUGUGCACCAUCGCCGGACAGCUCGUCAGCGAGGGGGCCCUGGGCUGGCGGAUGAGGCCCUGGCUUCGUCGGCUGAUCACGAGGGUCAUCAGCAUCACGCCCGCGGCCGUGGUCGUUGCGGUUGCGGGGCAGUCCGGGUUGAGCAACGCCCUCACGGGCACGCAGGUUGUGCUGAGCACGGUGCUGCCCGUCAUCACGGCGCCGCUGAUUUACUUCACCUCGUUCAACAAGUACAUGACUGUGGUACCCGGGGCGGCUAGUUAUGGGUCUGACACGGGGGUCGUGCCGGCGAGGAGGUUUAGCACCGUCGGAGUCAAGAUGGCGAACUCGUGGUAUACUACGGUCGUCGCGGUGUUUCUGUGGCUGGUCAUUACGGUCAUGGUUGGGGCGAACCUGGUGUUGUUGAUAGUGACUAGUCGGAACUAG
This is a messenger RNA of Colletotrichum karsti, 2454 nucleotides long. Its product is annotated as metal ion transporter metal ion transporter. Gene Ontology annotation, cellular component: membrane. Gene Ontology annotation, molecular function: cadmium ion transmembrane transporter activity; manganese ion transmembrane transporter activity; S-adenosylmethionine-dependent methyltransferase activity. NCBI's taxonomy places the organism in Eukaryota, Fungi, Ascomycota, Sordariomycetes, Glomerellales, Glomerellaceae. The transcript has 7 exons. The coding region runs from base 1 to 2454 and encodes 817 amino acids. The record is from RefSeq and is a predicted model, not a curated record. Gene Ontology annotation, biological process: iron ion transport; intracellular manganese ion homeostasis; phosphatidylcholine biosynthetic process.